Larimichthys crocea (large yellow croaker) is the source of this 1442-nucleotide messenger RNA. RefSeq lists its product as uncharacterized. Lineage: Eukaryota; Metazoa; Chordata; Actinopteri; Sciaenidae. Bases 840 to 1442 code for a protein of 200 amino acids. The record is from RefSeq and is a predicted model, not a curated record. The transcript has 8 exons.
CGGUGAUGGAAGCGGUAUUCGGGUGAACGGCGCCUGGGCCUCUCCUCCCGGGGCCGUCUCAGUCGGUCACGCCGGUAAGAGACCACCGUCCAGCCCUCAUCCCUGCUCCUGCCGUACAUUGUAUGGCCGUGUAAAAAAAGCAAGUGGAACAGAGAAGCAGGCAGCCUGGCUCUUUAUAGAAGGGGAGGAGUGGGCGUAGCCUGCCAGAUUUUGAAAGAGGCACUGCCGUUUAACCCCUUCAGGUCUGCCUGAUGCAUAAUAUGAAAAUUGAUUUAUUUUUUUAAUUUUUUUAGGUGAGUUCCGGGUUUUAUUCUUAUUCUUUCAGGUAAGUAUUGUUUUUCCAGGUGAGUACCAAAAUUGUGUUGUAUUAAUUUUGAUUUUUCUCUUUUUUUCAGGGCAGGUAAGUAUUAUUUUUAAAUUUUAAAACAGGUGGAUAAGGUGGGUAAUAGGUUAGGUCAAAGGUCAAGCUGGGAGUUCAAUCUGGUUAGGGUUAGGAUAAAUGUUCCCGGUUAGGGUUAGGGUUAGGGCUAGGGAUUAGGGUUAGGGUUAGGGCCAGGGGUUAAGGGUUAGGGUUAGGGUUAAGGUUAAGGUUAGGGUUAGGGCCAGAGGUUAGGGGUUAGGGUUAGAGCCAGGGACCAGGGGUUAGGGUUAGGGUUAAGAUAAGGGUCAGGUGUCGGUGGGAGUAUAUAAAAGAAACCGGUGAUAGUUGCUGUUCAUUUUUAAAGGUCAAAGGUCACAUCAGAGAAGGUCCCACACCAUCCCCAAAAUCAGGAGGCGCUGGCCGGUUAGGACAUGGAGAGUGGGUGAGACUCGGCACCGCGAAGCGGUGUCGAGUCUCUAUGCACGGGCCAUCCUGUUCUGGUUCAGGUGAGUCCUAUUUUAGAUUGAGACCUUUUGGAGAAAUUGUGCCUAAUUUUUUUAUCCAUUCUCUCUCAGCUCGGGCUCUCUGUGUGUUGUUCCAAUUUGGAUCCCUCUGGAGGACUGUGGCUCGGACAGACGACCAUCCAUGGGAGACAAAAUGGCUGACAAGGGGUGGUGGUAUCCAGGAAGUCGACCGACGUGGUGCUGGUGGUGGAUUUCAGCUUGAUGGACGGGUUAUGAUUAUUCAAGGAUGCCAGGGCAGAUGUCUCCCACUCCGCCAUGAAAAUGUUUGCGUAUGCCGUCCGACACUAUGGGCCUCCCGGGCGGAAUCUCAAAAGGAACACUCCACUUUGAGGGCUCCUUGUGGAUUUUGGGGAGGAGAUAAAAAAGUCUGGGCCUCGGGAUCGGGUUACCCACCAGAGCUGCAGUUUCUUCGUGACUCAGAUUGGCUCUGGGUUCGGACGGAUGGAAAUGGUUUUCAAAGUCUCCUGAUAGCAGGAUCUGGCGUGGUGGGCUGUGCUAUAGCCCGUUUAGGCCGUAGCUUCUCAUCCUGGCUGGAGUGGCCUGGGUGGGAGGGGUGA